UGUUCUUAAUUUCCCUGAUGGAGUGGAGUGGAUCUGCUGUGUUUCUCUUUUGGUUUGAGGCUUGAGAUAGAUCUAGUUCUUCUCUUUCUUACGUUGGUACGCUUUAGGAGAUCAUCUUUCAUUCUCUCUCUCUCUCUCCCUAUAUCUCACAUCUUUUCCUUUGGCCUCGAGCUUUUAAUCCCAUCACCCCCACUCCUUUUGCUCUUGAAAGCAGCGAAGGCCUUUCUUUUUCCUUCUCCCUUUUUCCCUGUCUUCUCGCUUUCUUUUUAUCGUAUGCAAUAAAGCAGUGAGACAUGAAAACUGUUGCUUUGCUUUUCUCUCCAUCAAGCCUUUUCAUCUUCUUUAUCUUGGCAUAGGGCUGGUGAAGCCUAUGGAGGCUCAGUUUGCUUCCUCCACGACUGAAGCCACCACUUCAACUAGCAGAUGCACCACUACCAGGCCACAGGUGACGGAGAGGAGGCCAAGGCCACACAAGGAGAAGGUCCUCAACUGCCCUAGGUGCAACUCCACCAACACCAAGUUCUGCUACUACAACAACUACAGCCUCACCCAACCCAGGUACUUCUGCAAGAGCUGCAGGAGGUAUUGGACCGAGGGUGGAACGCUCAGGAACGUCCCUGUGGGUGGUGGAUCAAGAAAGAACAAGAGAAACUUCGUCUCCUCUGCCGCCACCAACUCUUCCUCCUCUUCCCCCAUCAUAGCACCCACAGCCACUGCCUCAACUUCCAGAAAGUUGCAUGCUGAUCUCAUCCCUCCAUACAUCUCGCUCUCCGCCAGCUCCGAAGCUCCAAAGUUCCACGAGGGGCAGGACCUCAACUUGGCCUUCCGCCAACAGGACCUCCCUGAGUACAACUACCCCAACCUAGAAAGCAGCAGUGCCAUCAACAACACAUAUUUCUCUGCCAUGGAACUACUCAAGAGUGAGAUGACUGCAAGAGGCCUCGGGCCUUUCAUGCCGAUGUCAGCGUACCCGACGGGAUUCGCACUGCAAGAAUUCAGGCCUCCUACUCUUAGUUUUCCUUUGGAUGGAAUCGGCGGCAGGGCUGGAUACGGGAGCUUGCCGGUGGUUGAGGAGAGCGCUGGUGGUAAGCUGCCGUUUCCUCUCGAGGAUCUGAAGCCGGUAGUCCCAUCAAACAGUGUUGCGGACCAGUUUGAGCAGAAUAGGGGACAAGGUGGUGAUCCUCCAGGGUUUUGGAAUGGUAUCAUUGGAUGAGGAGGCUCACAGUCGAUAGAAGUAUGUUUUUGCUCAUCCAAAUUAAUUCUUGAUGGCGAUGUUGGAUCACUCUGUUUGCAGCUGCUCAGACCUAACAUAAGACAGAUGAAACCUAAGUCUCUUCUCUUCAAUUCCAAUUUUUUUUCCUUCACUUCUUUUAGCUGUUCUAUAUGUGAAGCUUCAUUUUAUGUUGGCUUCAACAGGUUGUCUUAACAAGUAGAAGACUCUGAUUGUGUGGUGAUGGAAAGACCCAUUUUUCUUUUUCCUUCGAUCUUCUUUACUGCAGGGCAAAAAAAUGAAAAAGGAAAAAAAACAGCUAUAUAUGUAAGCAUACAGAUUGCCUGAUUAAGAAACAAGAAAUGGAGUUCAUGUGAUGUUUGAUAACACCAUUGCCAAGUUUGUAUGCACUGUGGAGUACUACUUACUGCAAUGAAUACAAAGCACUGGAUGAAGUAUUUAUGUGA
This is a messenger RNA of Musa acuminata subsp. malaccensis (wild Malaysian banana), 1677 nucleotides long. Lineage: Eukaryota; Viridiplantae; Streptophyta; Magnoliopsida; Zingiberales; Musaceae. The record is from RefSeq and is a predicted model, not a curated record.